AUGAGACUGCCGCCUCCCGAAGUUCUGGCUACAUGGCCGAUACCUAACUACGUCGAUCCCCCCACUCGCGGGAAUGGUGCCCUCAUCGUUAAUAUUGUCUGUUUAUCUUUCGCGUUCGUCGUUACGCUCCUUCGCCUUUACACUCGUUUGAAGAUUACGUACAGUCCCGGUCUUGAUGAUGUUCUGAUUGUGAUUGCCCUGGGCUUUGCCAUUGCGAUGUGUGCCAUCAUCUCUCUCGCGACGGUACGAUACGGCUGGAACCGACAUAUGUGGGAUGUCCCACCGACGUGGCUUACUACUGUCUCGAAACUCAACCUUGUAUUUCAAAUUCUGUUCUCGUUGUCCUCCUCAGUCACCAAACUUUCGCUCCUAUGGUUCUGCAAGCGGCUUCUCGGCGCCGGAAGUAAGGGCCUUUACCGAACAUACAACUGGUGUCUUAUUGGGGGAAUGGCUUUUGUCUCCCUCAGCUGCGCUCUUUUUCUGCUUUUCAGCAUCUUCCAGUGCAAUCCGAUCCGUGCUUAUUGGGAUCUUGCGCCCACUUAUCCAUACCAGUGCUUGAAUGAUGGUGCCAUUGUCUUCUCCGCAAGUGUCAUCAAUAUCUUCACCGAUUUCCUUGUCACUGUCCUUCCUAUGCCGUUGAUUUGGAAUUUGAAAUUGCCUACUCGACAGAGGAUUGCCGUAAUUUCCAUCUUCGGCCUGGGUAUCGUGGUCAAUGUAGCAGGCUCAGUUCGCACGGUGUACGUCUGGAAGAGCAUGGUCGCCUCAUACGAUACCACGUGGCUGGGCUGGCCAGUCCUGCUCGCCGCGUCUGUUGAGAUCAACAUGGGCCUGACUUCCCGCAACUACGCCUCUGGUACGGGUCGCAAGAGUAACAAGCUGUUCUCGUCAGCCGGCCCCUCGAAAGCUUCGCGACUUGAGUCACGUCAGUAUGGUAUUGAGGGGCUUACCAUUGUGGAACCGUUUGAGGUGAUGCGCACCGUCGAGAUGGAAACAUGGACUGAACCGAGGGUUUCCCCCCAGUCAGCCACAGGAGACCAUGACCUGUCUUCAAGCCGCACCCGAGUGGCAACACCGACUACUCAUUUCGACCUGAAGAAUGAAAGCACUUUCUACACUUCUCCGGGGAGUCACAAGUCGUCAGCGUCGCUCAAUCGAGAUAAACCUGGGUCACCCUUUGGGGACGAACACCUCAUUUGA
This is a messenger RNA of Aspergillus viridinutans, 1197 nucleotides long. RefSeq lists its product as uncharacterized. The transcript is spliced from 4 exons. The record is from RefSeq and is a predicted model, not a curated record. The coding region runs from base 1 to 1197 and encodes 398 amino acids. NCBI's taxonomy places the organism in Eukaryota, Fungi, Ascomycota, Eurotiomycetes, Eurotiales, Aspergillaceae.